Molecule: messenger RNA, 1683 nt
Organism: Arctia plantaginis
Lineage: Eukaryota; Metazoa; Arthropoda; Insecta; Lepidoptera; Erebidae
Source: the annotation of a GenBank genome assembly
AUGAGAAGAGAAAAGAGGAAGAAUGAGAAGAAAGUGGAGAAAAGAAGGAAGAGAGACAGGAGAAUAAGAAAGCAAAAAGAAGAAGAAGAGAAAGAAGAGAGAAGAGAGAGAGGAAGAAUGAGAGAAAGAAGGAGAAGAGAAGAAAAGAAGAGAGAGAUAGAAGAAGAAGAAGGAAGAAGAGGAGAAGAAGAAGAAAAGGUAGAGAAGAAAAGAAGAGAAGAAGAAAUGAAAAGAGAAGGAAGAAAAGAAAAGAAGAGAAGAAGGAGAGAAAAAGGAAAGAAGAGAGAAAGAAGAAGAGGAAGAGAAAGAGAAGAAGAGAGGGAGAAGGGAGAGAAGAAAGGAGAGAGAAGAAGGAGAAAAAAAGAAGUAGAAGGAAGAAGAGAAAGUAGAAGGAAGAGAAGAGAAGAGAGAGAAAAGAGAAGAAGAAAGAGAAGUAGAAGAGAAAAAUGUUUGGGAAAGAUAGAGGAAGAAGAAGAGAAGAUGAGAAGAAAGAGAGAAGCAAGAGGAGGAAGGAAGAAGAGAGAAGAUAGAGAAGAAGAGAGAAGAGAGAGGAGAGUAAGAGAAGAAGAGAAGAAAAGAAAAGAAAAAGAGAGAAGAAGAAAAGAAAGAAAGCAGAGAGAAAAGAGAAUAGAAAGAGAAGGAAGGAAUGAGAAGAAAGAAGAGGAGAGGAAGAGAAGAAAAGAAGAAAAGAAGAAUAGCAGAGAAGAAAGUAGAGAGAGAGAGAAGGAGAGAGAGAAAGGAAAGAAGAAGAAGAAGAAAAGUAGGAAAAGAAUGAGAAGAAGGAGAAGAAGAAAAGAUAGAAGAGAGAGAAAAGAGAAGAAGAAGAAGAAGAAGAUAGAAAAGAGAGAGGAAGAAAGGAAGAAGAAGAAGAAGAGGAACGAGGAAGAAGAAAGAAAGAAAGAAGAAAAGAAGAAUCGAAGGAAGAAGAAGGAAGAAGAACGAGAAGAAGAAGGAAGAAGAAGAGAGGAUGAGCAGAGAAGAAGAAGCAGAAGAGAAGAAGAAAGAAAGAAAAGAGAAGGAAGAGAAGAUGAAGAAAGAGAAAGGAAGAAAAGAAGAAGAAAAAGAAGAAGAAAGAAAGAAGAGAGAAGAAGAAAGAGAAAGGAAAGAAGAAAGGAAAUAGGAAAGAAAGAAAAAGAGAAAAAGGAAAAGAAGAAAAGAAGAAAGAAGAAGAAGGAGAAAAGAGAGAAAGAAAGAGAGAAAGAAGAACGAAGAAGAAAGAAGGAGAAGAAAAGGAAAGGGAAAAGGAAGAAGAAAGGAGAAGAAGAGGAAGAAGAAGAAGAGGAAAAAGAGAGAAGAAAGAACAAAGAAGAGAAAGAAGAAGAAGGAGAAGAAGGAAGAAGAAAGAAAAAAAGGGAAAAAGGAAGAAAGAGGAGAAAGAGAGAAGAAAAGAAAGGAAGGAAAAAAAAAAAGAAGGAAAAGAGAAAAAAAAGAAGAAGGGGGAAGAGAAAGGAAGGAAGAAAGAAGAGAGAAGAAGAAAAAAAAAAAAGAGAAGAAAGAGGAAAAAAGAAAGGAGGGAAGGGGAGAGAGAGAAAGAAAGAAGAAAGGAAAGGAGAAGAAGAGGGAAGAAAGGAAAGAAGAGAAGAGAAAGAGAGGAAAAAAAAGAAGAAAAAAAAAAAGAGAAGGAGGGAAAAAGGAAAAAGGGGAAAAGAAAGAGAAAAAAGAGGAGGGAAGGGAGAGAAGUAA